AUGUGUCCACGUGUUGUGGUGAUCCUGAUAUUCUUGUGUCAUGGCGGCGAAGGUGUGCAGAAUCGAUCGGAACUGGAUGCUCGGUGCGAGGUAUUGCUCGGAGAGGAAACCACGACCACCACCACCAUGUGGUUUGCCACACCAUCAUACAGGCGUACUUUGGAGUUGCACCCAAUCCUCCUUGAUGCAAUCUGGAAGGAUGGCAGGACAAUGGCAGCAGAAUUUCAGUCAUGGUUGCAAGUUCGGGUGAUCGGCAUCUUUUGCGGAAUUACCAUUGGGCUGCCUAUUUUGGUGGUUGCCGGGUACAGAUAUUCGAACUGCUUUCGCAGGUGGACAUCUUGCUUGGAUUCCAUCUUUCAGUAUCGACUUUGUGUUGCUGCCCUUGCGUUCUUGCUAUUGAUAACAAUAUUGGUGUCGGCAUUCCUUGGGAUGCGAAUCGUGGACGGCACACAGCCUCUCAUGGAAGAUGUGCAGGAGUACUAUCUUAGCUCGAUGACCGGCAGGUUGAUCAACGAAUUCAUCUUGGAAUCUUACAGGUUCAGCGAAUUGGGAAUAGCUGGCGCGGGGACGAAGCAAAUACUUGCAAGCCAGCUUUGCAACCCGACAGAUGCACCGUACAAGAUACAGCGGCUUGACGUGGAUGCUCGUCUGCAGGACGAAAGUUUUAUGGAAGGCAGCUUGCGCGAUGAAGUGUUGGUUCCGCCAUCUUCCGUGGCUGGCAUGGUGUUGGAGUAUAUUGUGGUCAGAAAUUGGCAGCCACUGGUGGCCACCGGGCUUGGGGUUGUGAUUAACAGUGCGAUGGGCAACAUGGUUUCGACUCACCGCGCGACAAUGCAGGUUUCUUUCAUCGUUCGAACCGUUUGUAUGGUUCGCAACACUGAUGUGCAUCUGGGGAUUCGUGCGAAUUUCCCGUUCCUUUUGGCGAAGUUGCCCGAGGUGUGGAGAUGGAACGAGACGUAUUACAGGGACAAAUAUGAAAUGCAGUCUAUGUUGUACGAAGCUGUGCUGGCAGGCGCUGCGCAAGAGGCAGAGCAAAGGCAGUUGCGAUUACUGGAGUGGGAUUCGCUGGACGUUGGAGGGGAGCUGAUGAUAUGGGUCUACGGGGUCGUGAUUUGCUGUAGCGCAGCUUUCGUGAUCUCACUGUUCAUGCUGAUGUUGCUGCUUGGUCGCACUUCAUUUGCGGGCGUAUGCGGGCGUACGUGGGUGUGGGCCUGGGCCUGGGGCAUCGGCGUGGGGCGUGGGGCGUGGGGCGUGGGCGUGGGGCGUGGGGGGUGGGGCGUGGGGCGUGGGUGUUGGUGUGGGCGUGGGUGGGGAUGGGUGUGGGGGUGGGGGCAUGAGGGUGAGGGGGUGGGUGGGGGGUGA
Messenger RNA from Symbiodinium sp. CCMP2592, 1362 nucleotides. The record is from the annotation of a GenBank genome assembly. NCBI's taxonomy places the organism in Eukaryota, Dinophyceae, Suessiales, Symbiodiniaceae.